Molecule: messenger RNA, 966 nt
Organism: Rhagoletis pomonella (apple maggot)
Lineage: Eukaryota; Metazoa; Arthropoda; Insecta; Diptera; Tephritidae
Exons: 4
Coding region: 1-966 (321 amino acids)
Molecular function (GO): catalytic activity
Source: RefSeq, a predicted model, not a curated record
AUGGCACAAUCAGCCUCCACGGCUACCCACUCGCGUAAUGCACGGGUGCGACCUAGCACCCGAAGAGCCUGCACGGCCCCUAGAAGCUCCCCUGAGCAACAGCAAACCUCCCAACACACCCCUCCCACACAACCUCCCACCAACACAUGCCUUGGCUGGUGUCACUUCCGGCUAUGUUCUGGUCUACGCACCACUCGCGAAUGGACUACAAACUACAGCGCCCCUUGCUGUAGUGCACCGCCGACGCAGACAACAACGCCCAUAUCGCAGCCACCUACCAUCAGGCUGCAACAGCAACUGCGUCAGGCGCCACAGGCCCAAGGUGCGCUACUCAGAGGCGAAUACCGAUUGGUAGUAGGUGACUUCAAUGCGCACCACGAUCUUUGGCACUCAAGCCUGGCCAAUGAUCGGAGGGGAAACAGUUUGGCUGAGCAGAUAGACGAUUCGACAUUCUGCACCAUUAACGACGACGCCCCCACCAGGAUUGUGGGCAGCUGCAGCAGCUCGCCAGACGUAACAAUUGCUAGCGCUGGUCUGAUAAAUAGCAUAUCAUGGCGACCUAUGCUAACGUUAGCAUCAGACCAUCUGCCCAUAAUCAUCUCGAUCAAUAAGCCCACCGACUUUGCUCCCGCGGAUCACCGAACCUACACCAACUUCAACAAAGCUGAUUGGAACGGCUUCGCGGAAGUUACCGAGAGCAGCUUCGCCGCCCUCCCCACACCCACAGACGUACAUGCUGGCGAACGCCAGUUCCGCAAGGUAGUCACAGCCGCAGCAGCUCGCUACAUACCGUCCGGACGCAUCGCGGAAGCCCGCCCAAAUUUCCCGGCUGAAGCAGCUGUCGACCCCGGGGACCCUCGCUUGAGGGAACUUAAUUUGGAGAUUCGGCAACUGGUAAAUCAACACAAGCGGACAAAGUGGGAAGAGCACUUGAAGGCCUGUAACCACCUGAAGGAGUUUCCCUGA